CGCUGCUGCUGCUGCUGCUGUCACAGAGCAGCCCACAGGGCUCCACAUUUAUUUUUGGAUUGCCAUGGUGCCUGUUCCUGCCAUUUGUAGGAAGGGGGGUCGAGUUGGUCUAAACAUGAACCUGCCGUUCUGACACUCCGGGCUGGGACAGGAAGGCAGGCAGCUGGCCGGCGACCCCCCAUGCAGCAGUCCUACAGGGGGAACCUGUCUGGAGUGCUCUGAACACCAGAACCAAGUUUUUACCUGGGUGCUGAAACACUCAUGGCUGUUGCUUAUGGCACAAACAGCCAGCCAGGCCUGCUUUCUCAGCAGUAUGCUCCAGCUCUACUGCCCAAGCCUGGAAAGGACAAUCUUCGUCUUCAGAAACUCCUGAAAAGGACUGCCAAGAAAAAAGCUGCUGCUCAGUCAUCACAGUCUGCCACACCUUUCCGGUCCAGCCUUUCGCCUGUAAAUGAAGCAAGCCCUGACCUCGAGUAUUCGACCCCUCCUCGUACACCAGAAGCUCUGUCCAGCUUCUACAGCGUCCAGCAACCCCCGCGCUUCAGCGUCAGGCCGCUGUAUCAGCAUGUUGCAUCUCCUUACCCACAGCGAGCCGCUUACGGUAGAGCAGCUAGGAUGUCGCCUCCAACGGCGGCCAUCCCUUCAUACUCCGUCACGACAUACUCGUCUUAUACCGCACUUGAUCCCCAUUCUGGGGGCUCAAGCUUUAUGGGGCAAGUUCCCCAACCAGUGGUAGCCAAGACAUCCCAGUUAUCCUCUGCUGUGCCUGAGAUAACUGUUGAAGCUACUGAAGUGAAAAAACCAGAAGCUGAAAGUCAUGCUGGUCCGAGAUCUGCCACAGCCAAACCCAAAAGUCCAGGUCCAACUCCAUAUCCAGAAGCAGCAGGUCAGGCUGUGAUUCGACCCCUUACUGUGUUGACUCCAUUUAUUAGAUCCAAAAGUCCACGUCCCAGAUUUAAAGCAACGGAACGCUCAAAAUCUCCAAGACCAAUGUUUGAAGUCCCUAAAAUUAGGAUGUACACAGCAAGUACAUCGUAUUAUGAGACAUCAAGGACACCACCAGUAUACGACUCGGCUGGAUUGACUGCUAUUGGUGGUAUUGUAGCUCAAAGCAAGACAUUUGCUGAAGAUUUUAAUCAAGCAUCUGAGGUCAGAGAAAGUCUAACAACAACAACAACACAACCUCCCCCAAUUGGCACAUAUUCUCAGAGAAAGACACCACCUUCAGAAAGCAAAAGAGGUACCGCACCAACAACAGAGAUCAAAAUUCCUACAUCAGAAUUGAGAAGAGCCACUUCACCAGCAGAAAUCAACAGAGCAACUCAAUCGCAGAAUGAAAAAGCCACACUAACUCAAAUUACAAGUGUUACUCCAACACCAGAGAUCAGAAGCACCACUCAAGCAACUGAAAUUAAAAGUGUUACUCCAACAUCAGAGAUCAGAAGCACCACCCAAGCAACUCAAAUUAAAAGUGUUACCCCAACACCAGAGAUCAGAAGCACCACCCAAGCAACUCAAAUUAAAAGUGUUACCCCAACACCAGAGAUCAGAAGCACCACUCAAGCAACUCAAAUGAAAAGUGUUACUCCAACACCAGAAGUUUCAUUAUCAAGAAUGUCAUUAGGGCGGGCCAGAACCCCAGCGUUCCACGCAGCGCGAGCCAAAACUCCAGUCUUUGAAAUUUCAAGACCCAAUCCACUCUUAUUUGCAGUUUCACCAAUCCCAGUUGAGCCAGAGAGGUCAAGGACACCCAAAACAAUUUCUUCUGUGAGCGGUCCACCUGCCUCUCAAACUGUGAAUAUUACAGAGCUCCCUGAAAUAUUACCAAAUGGAGACAUUCACUCUGACAUCCCACCUGCAGAUAAAGCAACACAACAAGAAGCUAUGACAAAGUCAGAGCCUGGUUUGACAAGUGGAAUGAUCCCAGCUCCACACGUUGCCUCUAAACGAUCCAAUACUCCAACAUAUGGGCCACCAACACCAGUAGUGACGGGAUAUCAGAGGCCAAAGACACCAACACAUGGGCCACCAACACCAGUAGUGACGGGAUAUCAGAGGCCAAAGACACCAACUCAAGGGCCACCAACACCAGUAGUGACAGGAUAUCAGAGGCCAAAGACACCAACUCAAGGGCCACCAACACCAGUAGUGACAGGAUAUCAGAGGCCAAAGACACCAACUCAAGGGCCACCAACACCAGUAGUGACAGGAUAUCAGAGGCCAAAGACACCAACUCAAGGGCCACCAACACCAGUAGUGACAGGAUAUCAGAGGCCAAAGACACCAACUCAAGGGCCACCAACACCAGUAGUGACAGGAUAUCAGAGGCCAAAGACACCAACUCAAGGGCCACCAACACCAGUAGUGACAGGAUAUCAGAGGCCAAAGACACCAACUCAAGGGCCACCAACACCAGUAGUGACAGGAUAUCAGAGGCCAAAGACACCAACUCAAGGGCCACCAACACCAGUAGUGACGGGAUAUCAGAGGCCAAAGACACCAACUCAUGAAGCCUCCCGACUUAUGUCCACAUCACCUGGCUAUAAACGACCAAAGACACCAACGUAUGGGACAUCGUCAAGCCCACAAAAACAUGUCCCACCAGUUUCUCAAAAGCCAAAGACUGGCUAUCGUGGACUAACACCGGCUGAAUAUGCUGCUUACGGAGGAAUUAAAACACACUCCUCUGCAUUUGGUUUCUCAAGUUCUGUGAUGCUGACACAUGAUGAGGUCAAAGCUGAACAAAAAGUACCAGAGGACAGUAGCCAAGAGCAAAGUGUGAAGGAGGACUCUACUGUUGAAGUAGCUGCAGUAAAAGAAACGUCUAAAGGUGUAGAUGAAACUCAUCAGGUAGAUCAAAAGUUUGGAGCUAACUCUUCAGUCCCCAUCAUUGUUGUUUCUCAAGCAUCUGAUUCUCCGGGAUCAAUGUUAAUACAAGAAACAAGUUCAGUAUCAGGUCAGGUGGCAAAGAAGCAAGACACAGCUAUCUUUGAAGAAGUAAAACAUCCAGAUUCAAGUUCAGAGAAAAAGAAAGCGGAAACACAAAUUCAAGAAAUAACGAUUCCCGAAACCAAAUGCCCUCCGCCUAAAGAUAGUAAUCAAGAUCCUCUGAAGGCAGUGAAGAAACUAUUUGGCAAGGAUAAAGUCCAGGCUGCUGAAAAAAUGGUUACGACUGAGAAAAAAGCUGAUGCUUCACUUCCUCAGGAAUCACUCAAAUCUGUUUCUGCUACCAUGAUCAAACCUGAAGCCUCAAAGCCUGCUCUACUUGCUAAGGUACUGACUGCUGAUACAGGAACUGCAGACAAAGGAAAAGAUAAGAAAGACGAAACAGCUUCAGCAGAGAAAAAGGAAGGCGACGAGACCCUCCCAGCUACAGAGCCCCUUCUUAAAGUCAUAAAAAAGCCCAAAGCUGUCAAAUCUAAAUUUAGUGGUUGGUCCCGACUCAAGAAGCACAUGGUGGUGGAACAGGAAGAGCCCAUAUUUCCAGAAACAAAUUCUCAGAAAGAGGUCACUGGACCGAUUCAGGGUGAGGAGAAAAUGCUUGAAAAGAAACUGGGGGAUGAGCCCAAAGCCGAGAAUGAGACGCAAACCAAAGACCCAAAUGCAACAAAAAGGUGGGACGCUGUCCUUUUCCAAAUGUUUUCUUCUAAAGAGAACAUAAUGCACCAGAUUGAGUUAAACAAAAUGGAGAAGGAGAAGGAGGUGGAGAAGGAGAAGGAGGUUGCAAAAAAUGAACCGAAAGAAAUACCCUCAUUUGCACAUCGACUGCCUGUCUUACUUUUCAGUCCAAAGUUUGACGCUAAAAGACUCAGGGAGGCAGCGUCAAGACCCGUCACAAAAAUUUCGACUGUUUUUGAAAUGGGUCUAAUUGGCCGAAAAGGUAAAGAUGAGGAACCAAAGGACUUUAACAGAACAGCCAGAGGGUUCACGUCAACUUAAGCUAUGUUUAAUAUAACGUUUCCAGACAAAGACUGAAACAAAAUUGAAAAGAAACAAUAUGUGUUUGUAAAGGCGUAGAAUUCUAAGAGGCAGAAAUACAUGUAAAUGUCUCGUUUAUGUCUCUGUGUAAAAAAAAAAUGUUUGUGCCACUGUUAAAGAGAAAUUGACUGAACUUUGUACUUAAAUGCUUUGUGUGAUUAGUUGACUGGAUGGUGUAUGUUAAUAUUUAUGGCUGCUUUGAAAGAGAGAACUAUAUUUGUCUUAAAGUCAUUGAGGUGUCACAUUGGAUUAAAGUGUUUAUGUAAUCUUCCAA
Molecule: messenger RNA, 4252 nt
Organism: Cololabis saira (Pacific saury)
Lineage: Eukaryota; Metazoa; Chordata; Actinopteri; Beloniformes; Belonidae
Gene: prr33
Product: proline rich 33
Exons: 3
Coding region: 262-3939 (1225 amino acids)
Source: RefSeq, a predicted model, not a curated record